Messenger RNA from Serpula lacrymans var. lacrymans S7.9, 2918 nucleotides. Its product is annotated as ribosome biogenesis protein. Lineage: Eukaryota; Fungi; Basidiomycota; Agaricomycetes; Boletales; Serpulaceae. The coding region runs from base 1 to 2727 and encodes 908 amino acids. Gene Ontology annotation, cellular component: nucleus. The transcript has 9 exons. The record is from RefSeq and is a predicted model, not a curated record.
AUGCCUCCCAGAUCUACCAAAUCUCCUCCAAUGGUGGUCGAACUGUCAUCGCAGUGGUAUGAAUCAGUACCUCCGUUGUCUGCUUCUUCUGCCCCGUUGCCCACCGUUAGCUCGACGCAGCUUGCCUCCCUUAUGGAUCGUGCAUCCUCACUUCAUUCAUCCGCGACCUCUACAUAUCAGUCUCAUUCCUCUUCCACAUUGACAUCUUCAAAGUCAGAGUACUCUUUUCUGCAGAAGAUCUUGCAGUCUGGCACUCUGUCCGAUAGGCUUAGCGCAUUGACCCUGCUUGUGCAAAGCAGCCCAGUAUAUAAUAUCAAGGCCCUGGAAACCCUCAAAGGGAUGGCAGAAAGAGGAAAGGGAAAGGGUGGAAGAGAGGAGAGCUUGAAGGCCUUAAGAUGCAUAGUGGAUUGGUGGGUUGGUGGUGGUGGGCCAAGUAGGAAGCUCAAAUAUUUCCGUGAUCAACCUCUGCUACAUCCUUCAGUGACCGAUCAACAUCUGUUGCUUUGGUAUUUUGAGGAUUGGUUGAAGAAGUUCUUCUUUUCUAUCCUGCAGAUCCUCGAGACCUUAUCUUUGGACCCAUUAUCAUAUGUGAGGAUGCAAGCUCUGUCUCUCAUACACAAUCUUCUUCUUGAAAAGCCCGAGCAAGAGCACAAUCUUUUACGCCUCCUGGUUAACAAGUUGGGCGACACUGAAAAAUCCGUCUGCUCACGCGUCUCAUACCACCUUCUUCAACUUCUUCAACUACACCCAUUCAUGAAAGCUAUCAUUGUGCGAGAAAUGACUUCAUUGAUCCUCCGCCCACCUUCUUCUGCACCUUCCGUGACUGCGCCAUCUUCUAAUACUCAUAUCCGCUUUACUGAUGAAGCUCCUAAAUCUAAAUCCAAAUCUCAGCCAGCGCCUCAACCAAAAAAGACCGGAAACGAUCAUGCUAGAUACUAUGCGACUAUCACGUUCAAUCAGAUCGUGUUUGGCCCUGGCGACAGAGAGGUAGCUCUCCAAAUUAUUGACGUCUACUUUCAGAUGUUCAAGGACUUGCUUGGCGAAGGAAGCGGUCUCGACGAACCAGAGCCAGUAGCGACUGUUGCUGGUGACGAAGGCAAGGAAAAGAAGAAGGGCAAAAAAGAGAGAGAUUCCAAGGGUAAAGGUAAAGUGAAGCCGAAAAAUGCUGCAGUCGAGGUCGGGGCAGGUGGCUUCACAGAAGUGGAAGAUGCCCACUCAAAAUUGAUUUCUGCCAUAUUGGCUGGAGUCAAUCGCGCAUUGCCUUACGCAAAACUAAGCGCUACCGACGUUAGCUUGAAUAAACAUAUCGACACUCUUUUCCUAAUUACGCACACCUCAACCUUCAACAUAUCUUUGCAAGCCCUCGUCCUUAUCCAACAGAUAUCUUUUACGCUCUCAUCCAAUCGCCCACAAACUCCUUCAACGUCCACGUCACAUUCACGAACUAUCACAGACCGCUAUUACCGUACACUCUACGCUUCCCUUCAUGAUGUGCGCCUGGCGGCCUCGUCGAAGCAAGCUAUGUAUUUGAAUCUGUUAUUCAAAUCUCUCAAAGCCGAUGAUGACGUAGAAAGGGUGAAGAGUUUUGUAAGGAGAUUUAUACAGAUACUUGUUAGUGGUGGCGGAGGCAGCACAGAGUUUAUUGUUGGUGGGCUAUACUUACUCGGAGAGCUAUUCAGUACGGUUCGGGGCAUGCGCGAUAUGCUCAAACAAUCCACGAGCAAGGAUAACGAUGAGGAAUAUGACCCGAAAAAGCGCGAUCCUCGAUUUGCCCAUCCAUCAUCUUCCCCUCUGUUCGAGUUGAUACCUCUCCUCAAUCAUUAUCAUCCCACCGUGUCUCUGCACGCCCAGCAACUUCUGGAUGCUCGGCCCAUCACCUCCAGCGCGGAUUUAUCGUUAAACACACUUUCUCAUUUCUUGGACCGUUUCGUCUACAAAAACCCUAAGAAACCCAAGCCAAAAGGUGCUAGUGCUAUGCAGCCUGCUGCUAGUGCUGCUGAUGGGAUUGGUGUGAAAUUAACCAAGGGCGAGGUUGAUAGUGGCAUUCUGGUGAAUGAUGAAAAAUUCUGGAGGAGAAAAGUGGAGAACAUUCCUGUAGACGAGGUAUUCUUCCACAAAUAUUUUUCAAGGAAGAACGAGAAACAGAAAGCAAAGCCAAAAAAGACCUUGGACGACGAGGAAGAAAGCUCUGAUGCAGGUUUAGACUUGGGAGCCGAAGACAAUGACGAUAGUGCUGCUGCUGAAGAGAGCGAAGAAGUGAAAGAGGAGGAGGAGGAGGGUAGUGAUGCGGAAGAGGCAGAAAUUUGGAAGGCAAUGAAAGCGACAAUGCCAGCAGUGGCAGGUGAUGGUGAUGAUGACCUUAUGGAGGAUAGUGACAGCGUACCAUCUGACCUGGAUGAUAUGAGCGGGGAUGACGCGGAUAAUGACAGUCAAGAGAACAUCAACACGAAGGGCGGCGAUGCAUUUUCUCUGGCCGAAGAGUCCGACAAUGAGGACCUAAUAGAUCUGGAUAACGAAGUCGCAGAAGGCCUGAUCGAAUAUGAUGGCUCUGACGCUGAUGAUUCAGAUGCUGAAGAGGCGGAGUGGGGCGGCUUCAGUGGUGGCCAGAAGAGAAAGCGAGAAGAAACCGCGUCUAGCGAGCGCAAGAAACUACGGGCCUUGCCAACGUUCGCAAGUUAUGAGGACUACGCGAAGAUGAUUGAAAAUGAACCAGAGGAUAACAUCUAAAAUCAAUCCAUUAUGUUUCGAGAUGGCGCCCCUGUUGACCAACGAAGUCGCGGCGGCCGCUAUUGAGUGUCGACAGGCUUAGUCUUUUUUCGUAUUUACUCCAUACAAAAUACUGGAUUCUUCGCAAUACAGCAUAUGUUUCUCAAAUUUCCUUGAUGUCAAGGACAGUAGUACAUUGCUAUUUCUUAUAU